Galleria mellonella (greater wax moth) is the source of this 2760-nucleotide messenger RNA. RefSeq names its product glycine receptor subunit alpha-2-like. The record is from RefSeq and is a predicted model, not a curated record. Gene Ontology annotation, cellular component: neuron projection; membrane; synapse. Gene Ontology annotation, molecular function: chloride channel activity; neurotransmitter receptor activity; extracellular ligand-gated monoatomic ion channel activity. Gene Ontology annotation, biological process: signal transduction; chemical synaptic transmission; nervous system process. The transcript has 9 exons. Bases 316 to 1449 code for a protein of 377 amino acids. NCBI's taxonomy places the organism in Eukaryota, Metazoa, Arthropoda, Insecta, Lepidoptera, Pyralidae.
UCGACCGCAACGGUCCACUGUGUCAAAGUUCACUCGGUUACUUACACACCAGCGAGUCUUGGCGGGAAAAAUUAAAGUAUUUUUUUUUAAAUUAAAGAUACCAAUAGAAAUAGAUAACAAUAAAUAAAUUAUAUGUCGUGGAUACCACAGAUAGAUAACUAUGAAUCAUAAAAUUAUUAACAAUUUGUUGAUUUAGACUGAAUUAGAAACAUUAUACCUUUGCUAAAUUAAUAAAGAUGUUUCAUAUAUCACGCCUAAAAAUUCCAUAACGAAAAUUAUAUUAUAGUCAUUAAAGUAGUUAAAAAAAAAUAGAUUAUGGCGGGAAAACUGUUAUGGGUCACCACCGUGCUUUUGAGAUUGUGGCUCGGAGCAACGGACCUCUGUUACGCACAAUCCACUUUGCUGACCUUCCAAGAUCUGCUACCGGAUGAUCCUCGGCUAUAUGACAAGAUGCGGCCCCCAAAGAUCAACGACCAGCCAACCAUUGUAAACUUCCACGUCACUGUUAUGGGACUGGACUCCAUUGAUGAGAACUCUAUGACAUACGCCGCUGACAUAUUCUUCGCACAAACUUGGAAGGACUUUCGCCUCAGAUUACCAGAGAAUAUGACGUCUGAAUACAGACUUCUCGAAGUGGACUGGCUUAAGCACAUGUGGCGACCGGACUCCUUCUUCAAGAAUGCCAAAUCAGUCACCUUCCAGACCAUGACCAUCCCGAACCACUACGUGUGGUUGUACAAGGACAAAACCAUACUGUACAUGGUCAAACUGACCCUGAAGUUGUCGUGUGCUAUGAACUUUCUCAUCUAUCCUCACGACACACAGGAAUGCAAGCUGCAGAUGGAAAGCUUGUCGCACACGACAGAUGACCUGAUCUUCCAAUGGGACCCCGACGUGCCCCUGGUGGUGGAUGAGAAUAUAGAACUGCCGCAGCUCGAGCUGGUGCAGAAUAGAACAGCAGACUGCACGCAGGUCUACUCAACAGGCAACUUCACAUGUCUGGAGGUGAUAUUCAAGCUGAAACGUCGCCUCGGGUACCAUCUAUUCAACACUUAUAUACCCACGUGCCUCAUUGUCAUCAUGUCUUGGGUGUCGUUCUGGAUCAAGCCGGACGCGGCGCCGGCGCGCGUGACGCUGGGCGUAACGUCGCUGCUGACGCUGUCUACGCAGCACGCCAAAUCGCAGGCGCAGCUACCUCCCGUCUCCUACCUUAAGGCGGUCGACGCCUUCAUGUCUGUUUGUACCGUAUUCGUGUUCAUGGCGUUAAUGGAGUACUGCUUGGUGAACAUAGUCCUUGGUGACGGUGCUGGUAAGCCGAAGGACGCAGCAGAAGCAGCUAAAGCCAGAAUGAGAGCCAUCAACAUCGAUAGGUUUUCCCGCGUUUUUUUCCCGCUCUUAUUUUCCGUGCUCAACGCCACCUACUGGCUGCAAUUCGCGCAGUACAUCUGACUGCGCAGACUCGUACCGGGGCUUGUAUUACUCGCAAUAAAUUUUGUAUUCUAAUUUAAGUAAGUAUAAAAAAAUAUAUAAAUACAUGUCAUUUUAUGACUGACGUCAACGUCAAAUUCUAAUCGUCAAUGUCAAUUUUCAAUUGUUACAGAUUUUUCUGUUAACUUAGUAAGUAAAUAGGUGUAUAGAUUAUCUACGUUAACAUGGCACGGCCCUCCAACUUUUCGCCUUCAAUAUCUGUGACCCUUAAAUUAUAUAGAUAGAGCAUAUCGAGUCUCAAAAACGUGUCAACUUUUUGUCAGCUAAUUGUCAAAUUAGCUGACUCGUUUUUUAUCAGUGUUCUAUAUACUUACGCACAUAAUGUAUCUUGACGUAUCUAUAUUUAAUUAUUUAAUAAAUAAAAUUAGUUUUACGAAUUAAAAAGGUGCAAAAAUUAUAAAACAAAAUAAAUAUUGAAGUUGUAAAGGAACCGCUCAUCAAACUAUUUAUCACGCAAAAUUGUAUGAAAAAGUUUACCCGCUUUUCUCGAAGCAUUUGUAUGGAAACACUCUAUUUUUAUAAUUUAAGGUGUGAUAACAUACGGACAUCAUGCUCUGUUUGUGUUUGUGAGAAUACGUCUUCAGUGCCAGUCUGGCCUGAGGAGUAUUCUAUUCCUUGGUUGAAAUCUUGUAAAAAAUUUUACUCACUUUCUCAAUUCUUUGGAUUUUGGUAGGGCGUGUCCUGUUAUUGUAGACAAUCUACGCUUAAUUCUCUUGUUCAAUACAAUUUAUAUUUACUAAUUUUAAUAACAUAAUUGAAUGCAUGUUUGCCACCUUUGGGGUUAAAAAAAAUAUUAUAUUUCUUUAGUCAACUUUUACAACAUCCGCGGGAAAGGAAGGGGUGUCCCAUUCUAUAUCGAGAGUAAACAGCUAUAUUUUUUCCUUUCAAUUCAAUUUAUUUAUUGCAUUCUAAAAUAUUAUUAUGAAAGAUGUUAAUAAUUAAUAAAGUAUAUUGUAUACCCUGUCGGGCACAGCAAUUAGAAGCGAGGAGGGCGUCUUUUUUUUAUUUUUUACAAAGAUUUCAAUAAUUAAAUAAUUCAAUUUCAAUUUCAUCAAUGUAAUUAAAUUCUAAUUAAAAUCCAAAUAAAUUGAAUUAUUUUAACGAUUUUUUUUUAUUUCCAUAUGUUUUAUUUUGUUUAAUACAAUUUAAUGUAGUUGUUUAUAUUUUUAUAUCUUUUUAUUAGUACCAUUAUCAAUUUUAUUAAUAUUAACUAAACCAGUAAUAUUUAUAUAUUAUGUGUUAAUUUUUAUUAUAUAUAUAUAUAUAUAUAUA